UUUCUCUCUUGACUGGCCACACAUUCACUGACAAACUGAUUUAUUUGGGUCAUUGAGGAUUCCUUUGGAGCAUGGAUUGAGCCAAGUAAUGUGGAGAAGGGUUUUUAUUUAGGCUAGCAGUCUUCAGUCUUUGUUUACUGUUGAGCAUCAUUAUGAUAUGGACGACUGUCAAGUUCCAGUGAUAAAUUCAGGCAAAGUCAAGUUACAGACAUCCUCAACCCUUUUACAAACCUUUGGUCAGCUGAGCGUGUCAAUAAUGCCACACAAUGGCUGCCUUAAUAUUCAGAUCAUUGAAGCCAGAGGACUCCUUGGGAAUGAAAAUAGGAAAUGUGAUUUUUAUGUCAAGCUAGCGAUUAUCCCAGACCUCAAUCACAGUACACAUCGGAAGACCGAAACUGUAUUAGACUGCAAAAAUCCUCUCUUCCUUGAGACCUUUUUGCUGGCUAUUAGUGUGGAGGAUUAUCAGAAGAGACUGCUGGUCACUGUGUGGAAUCGCAACCCAUCCUCCAGGAGGAGUGAGUUCCUGGGCUGCAUGAGUUUUGGAACACACUCGCUCAUAACUUCAUCAAAGGUGAUCAGUGGCUGGUAUUAUCUCCUGGGCGAAGAGCUGGGGAGAAGCAAGCAUCUGAAAGUGGCUUCGAGACACCUCACAGGCAGGCAGGACUCUGCUGAUGAAUUGAGACUGGCGCAUCUGGCUUCUAAGCCACGGGAAGCUGCCUUGUCCAAACAUGGUGCUCCAGCCUCUGGGACGGUGCUGCCUUCAAGCCCAGAGAAUAUGCUAUGCUUAACAGUGACUAUCCUUCGGGGUAAAGAUGGCUUCGGCUUCACCAUCUGCUCGGACUCACCUGUGCGUGUUCAGGCUGUCGAUCCAGGGAGUCCAGCGCACCAGGCUGGCUUACAGCAGAUGGACACUGUGCUGCAGCUCAAUGGCCAACCAGUGGAGCAAUGGAAGUGUGUUGACCUUGCUCACGCAUUCAGAAACUGCCACAAUGAGAUCACUGUAGUGGUAUGGAGGACCCUACCUAUUAUGAAGCCGUAUUUUGAGGGCCUGAUCCACAGACCGUCUUAUAAGGCCUCUGCCUACGACACUGUGGUGUCCCCGGCGGGGAAGAAACGAGACAAGACCCCGCCUUUGCUGACCCACCCCACCCAUGGCAGACGGAGUGGACGUAAGCAAGGGCUGGUGUCAGAGGGCGGCCAUGGAUCCUUGUGGAGGGACAAGCGAGAAGACAAGGGAGAGUACUACAAGGGACAGGAGCCAGACUACGGGACUACUAAGAUCAGGACUCGGACCCUCAAAGGCACCCGGGUGACCUCAUCAAAUGGUGACAACUACAUUAUCCUCUCCCCUGUGGACCCGGGAAGCCAGAUCUUGCAUCCCGUUUAUCAAGACCGGAAUGGUACACUUGGUAAGAUUUAUCAAAGUCACCCAAGCGGUGGACUUCAGAAGGGCAAUGGCUUUCUACAGGACACUGCUAGCGGGCUACAGGCCACAGGCUUAUCUUCUCAACGCUCCAUCAUCGGUAAGACGGCUACCAUGCUGCCCCCAUCUGGCUACCAACCCAGCUAUGGCAAUUACCAGAACUGCACCAUUGUCCAGUCUCAUCUGCCCUACUCCAAUUACGGAACCUACGUCACGCUGGCGCCCAAAACCCUCAUCUUCCCCGUCUUUGUUCAGCCCCUGGAACUGUGUAGCGAGCGAACACUUCUUCUCUCAGAGGAGAUGAUCCUGCAUGAGAGCCAGUGCAUGUCUAUCAAGGUGACAUUGCUCAUCUACACAGACCUGAUGCUGCUGACUAGGGAGGAUGAGGCAGGCCACUGUAAUGUGCUGCAGCCCCUGUACCUCCACCAGCUCCGCCUGCGGGAUGUUCCUGCUGAUGUUUUGAGGUUGUACAUCAUCCACUGGACAGAGAGGAGUGAGUGCCUGUUCAGUCUGGAGGCGUACACGGUGGAGCAGAAGAGGCGGGUACAUCUGUGCCUGCGGGAGAACAUUGACAAGCAUCUGGAGCAGAGGGAUACACUUGUAUAUGAUCAGAUGUUGGAACCAAUGGCUGAUGUCCAUUGUGAGCUCGGUAUCCUAAAUCUGGGCCGUCAAGCCACCGAAGAGCCCUCCUCACAUGGCCCUUCCUCCGAACCCUACAGCAUGAGCAGCCCGCCAGCCAAUAUCCCGAACCUCAUCCCCCUGGUGGUGCGCAGCACAGAGGACCUUGGACAGAAGUUGCCCCUCACGCCCCCCCCGUGUACCAUAGAUAAAACCUGCAACAGUAUGAGCCUUGAGAGAACGGGCAUCUGGAAGGAAAGGGAGAAGGUGGAGGGAGACGAGGAGAGGCAGCAGGGUGAGGGAGAGAGCGCCACUGAGACGUCAGAGACAGCGUGUAUGGGUGCCAUACCUCUGUCCCCCUCCCCGUCGUCCUCGCUCACAGUCCCAGACGCGCGCUUCCUCGAUCGCUCCUUCAACACAGAACCCAUGGAAGAAGAAGAAGAAGAGGAGGAUGAGGAGGACUGUGACAAAGACGGCCUGGAACGUCGGAGCAUCGGGGAAUGCUCUCCCUUUAGGAAGCGGGGUGAGGGCGUGAGCGGUGGUGACGAGCCUAGGGUCCUCCACAGACGCACGCUUAGCGAGGGCAGUCUGCUGCAGGAGCUGCGCUCGCCACGUUUCAUCUCCGACAGCACCAUCCACCGCCUGGACAGAGGCCACGCUCCCCCACCGGGCGGCUGGAUGCGGCCCUCCCCCAAGACCCUGAAGAAGGAGUUGACAAGGAACGGAGGCUCGGUGCACCAGCUCUACAUGCUCCUCUCAGGGAGGAAGGUAUGCAGUGAAUCUGACUGUAACUGUGAGUUUAAACAUGGCUGCACGAAAAAGAAGAAAUCCAUGAACCUGGCCAAAGACAUGAAAAAUCGCUUGACUUUCUUGAGGAAGAACGAUUUCCAUGGCAGCAACCCAACAAACGGGCUGGAGAAAGUCCUGAAGUCAGUCAAGCCCUCGCCAGAGGAGGCCCUGAAGUGGGGGGAAUGCUUUGAUACACUGCUGGCUCACAAAUAUGGAGUGGCAGUCUUCCAAAGGUUCCUGCAGACAGAGUUCAGUGAGGAGAACUUGGACUUCUGGUUGGCCUGUGAGAAGUACAGGAAAAUCAAAUCCCAGUUCAAAAUGGCCUCCCGAGCAAAACAAAUCUUCUCAGAAUACAUGUCCAUACAGUCCUGUAAAGAGGUGAAUCUGGACUCCUACACCCGAGAGGUCACGAAGGAGAACUUGCAGAGCACCUCGGCAUUGACCUUUGACCUGGCCCAGAACAGGAUCUAUGGCCUCAUGGAGAAGGACCCGUACCCUCGCUUCCUGCGCUCGGACCUCUACAGGGACUUGACCAACCAAAAGAGGUUCAACGCCAUGGUGCCAGAUCUGCCCUGAGUUGGAAGAGAGAUUGAGGACAUUGGAUGACUUGGAGCCCUGGUUUGUGUUCAUUAGAGGGAUGGACAUUGGAGAGCUGUGCCCAGGUGACAUUCACGUUGUCUAAAUUGGUUUAGAUUAUGGUUUGGUACUAUUUUUGUCAGUGUUAUAUACUUACCUCAUCUGAUUCUCCAUGGGCAUUUUCCCAACCUGGUUCUGUGGUCAUUGGUUUCUGACGAGUUAAUUUAAAAAAUGUUUUGAACAAAUACAGCUUCCAUAUCCUCAUGGGCCUUCCUGUUUGUGGCAUAGCCCAAACCUUCACUGCCUUCUAUUUCUGUGUGUAACACAGGCAGAUUUCUGACACUAUUCCAAAGACUAGAAGAUGCUAUACACUAUAUCUAGGAGGUGUUCAACAUAGCCAAGAGGCCUUCCAGUGUAUUCAAACCAUUGUGCAAUCAACAAACAUGGUGCAAUGAAAUCCCCCCCCCCCCCCCCCAAACAUUAUACAAGCAAUCCUAUAUGAUCUUUUAAUAUUUCAGCAUUGGAAGCUCUGCAAUACAAGGUGGUUGCCACUGCUUACAGAAAACCUUCACCAUCAGCAUCCAGAUUCUAAGUGCAAUAUGAAUGUUUUAUGUACAGUGCCUUCAGAAACUAUUCACACAACCUUUCCUCAUUUGAGAUUAAAAUGUAUUUCAUUGUAAUUUUUUUAUCAACGAUUUACACAAUACCCAAAACAUAUGUACAAAAAUAUAUAUAGAUAUAAAAGGAAAAUUAAACACUAAUAUAUCUUGAUUAGAUAAGUAUUCAACUGCCUGAGUCAAUACCUGUUAGAAUCACCCUUGGAAGCGAUUACAGCUGUGAGCCUUUCUGGGUAAGUCUCUAAGAGCUUUCUACACCUAGAUUGUGGAACAUUUGCCAUUCUUUACAAAAGUAGUCAAGCUCUGUCAAAUUGUUUAUUGAUCAUUGCUAGACAACAGAUUUAAGUAGAUUUUAAGUCAAAACUGUAACUCAGCCACUUUCACAAUCUUCUUGGUAAGCAACUCCAGUGUAGAUUUAGCCUUGUGUUUUUGGUUAUUGUCCUGCUGAAAGGUGAAUUCAUCGUCCAGUGUUUGAUGGAAAGCAGACUGAACCAGGUUUUCCUCUGAAAUUUUGCCUGUGCUUAGCGCAAACUCCCCAGUCCUUAACGAUUACAAGCAUACCCAUAACAUGAAACUAAGUUUUUCUUUUCACAAUUCCUGACAUUUAAUCCUAGUAAAAAUUCCCUGUCUAAGAUCAGUUAGGAUCACCACUUUAUUUUAAGAAUGUGAAAUGUCAGAAUAAUAGUAGAGAGAAUUAUUUAUUUCAGCUUUUAUUUAUUUCAUCACAUUCCCAGUGGGUCAGAAGUUUACAUACACUCAAUUAGUAUUUGGCAGCAUUGCCUUUAAAUUGUUUAACUUGGGUCAAACAUUUUGAGUAGCCUUCCACAAUAAGUUGGGUGAAUUUUGGCCCAUUCCUCCUGACAGAGCUGGUGUAACGGAGUCAGGUUUGUCAGCCUCCUUGCUCGCACAUGAAUUUCAGUUCUGCCCACACAUUUUCUAUAGGAUUGAGGUCAGGGCUUUGUGAUAGCCACUCCAAUACCUUAACUUUGUUGUCCUUAAGCCAUUUUGCCACAACUUUGGAAGUAUGCUUGGGGUCAUUGUCCAUUUGGAAGACCCAUUUGCCACCAAGCUUUGAGAUGUUGCUUCAAUAUAUCCACAUAAUUUCCCUUCCAUAUGAUGCCAUCUAUUUUGUGAAGUGCACCAGGCCCUCCUGCAGCAAAGCACCUCCACAGCACGAUGCUCCCACCCCCGUUCUUCACGGUUGGGAUGGUGUUCUUCAGCUUGCAAGCCUCCCCCUUUUUCAUCCAAACAUAACGAUGGUCAUCAUGGCCAAACAGUUCUAUUUUUGUUUCUUCAGACCAGAGGACAUUUCUACAAAAAGUACAUCCUUUGUCCCCAUGUGCAGUUGCAAACCGUAGUCUGGCUUUUUUUUAUGGAGGUUUUGGAGUAGUGGCAUCUUCCUUGCUGAGCGACCUUUCAGGUUAUGUUGAUAUAGGACUCGUUUUACUGUGGAUAUAGAUACAUUUGUACCCGUUUCCUCCAUUGACGUCAUUGUGAAAUCCCUGAAUGGUUUCCUUCCUCUCUAGCAAGUUAGGAAGGACUUCUGUAUCUUUGUAGUGACUGGGUGUAUUAAUACACCAUCUAAAGUGUAACUAAUAACUUCACCAUGCUCAAAGGGAUAUUCAAUUUCUUUUUUUUUUUGCUUGCUCGACUGAGGGACCUUACAAUUAUCUGUAUGUGUUGUGUACACAGAUGAGGUAAUCAUGUUAAACGCUAUUAUUGUCUAAUAAAAUGCAUUUGCUGGCACACACCCAGAGAAAAUUAUUUUAAUGUAGAGGUGCUGACUAAUGGUGAAUAAACUGUAAGCUAUAUAUAUAAAAAAAAAAGUGUUUUUAAACGCUAUUAUUGCACAGAGUCCAUGCAACUUAUGUGACUUGUUAAGCAAACUUUUACUCAUUAAUUUAUUUGGGAGUCGAACACUUGACUCCAGACAUUUUUGACAUUAUGGGCUAUUAUGUGUAGGCUGGUAACGAAAAGUAUCUAUUUUAAAUUCAGGCUAUAACGCAACAGAAUGUGGAAAGAGUCAAGGGGUGUGAAUACUUUCUGAAGGUACUGUAUAAAGGAGAAAUAGUAUAUUACCCUGUACGUUUUUGUAUUAUAGUAUCUUAUAUAAUAGUAAUUGGUUUAGGGAGGCUCAUAUACUACAUAAUUUGUCAUCAAUAAUUAAGCUCAUGACAUCCACAGCACAUAUCUGACUUUUAGAGACCCCUAAGGAGAAAAAACAAACACGUUAACCAAACAAAUGGGUCAUAUGAAAAAGAGAGACUGAAGUUAUAGAAUAACUGGUUUGUUACUUAUGCUGCAAAUGUAUAAAGACGCUUUGCUUAAUAAGAGUGCAUUUUGGUGUAUUCACUAUGUACAAUCUAACAUAUGGAGCAUUUUAAUUUGCCUAUAGUUAAUUGACAUGUGCGUGUCACACGAGAGUAAUUUUGAAUAUUGAUUAGCUCCCAAUGUGUUUAUUCUAGAGAUUUACUGUUUCUUUCCGUGGCUGCAGCUCAAUCCCCUUUCCACUGAUAUAAAGCUUGGCCUAUGUCAUAAUAUAGUGUUUGUGAAAGCGGUGUUUUUCUACACAUGAGAGGAUCCAGACAAGAAAAUUGUCACAAAAUCAUAUUUAAAACUCAAGCCUUUUGAGCUGGCAACUCAUACGACCCCAUCAAAGAGGAGACUCAAACAUGACAAUGUCGUCUGAACUUUGACACCCACGUCUUAAUUUCAAAGAUGUCUUCUCACAGAAGUCCGUUUGAGCUACAAACUAAUAUUCACCAACAUCAACAGAUAAGACUCUCAAACAUUUAGCACUCACUUGUUUUACUGUACAUCGCACACAAGCUUUAGGGGCGUCAUCGGAAGGUAACCUGUGAAAAUAGCACACCAUGAAUAGGGUAUAAAAAGUGCCAUAAACAAAGUGACUAAAUAUGUGUGUGUGUGUGUAUAUAUAUAUAUAUAUCCAUAUUUAGUCACUUUGUUUAUGGUACUUUUUAUACCCUAUUCAUGUUGUGCUAUUUUCACAGGUUAUAUAUAUAUAAAUAAAAUGUUGCUUAUAUCUCCUACAUAUAGACCCAGUCGGUAUUACAUGGACCGUCGCGGCACAGCCUGCCUGUUGGGGAAACAAACUGUGAUAACUCUAUUGGCUCACAACAACAACUUGACCUUUUUCAAAACACAGUUUUGUUGUUGUCUGCUUGUUUUAGUCAAUUACAAAACUACAUUUAAGAAAAGUACAUGUAUAAAGAUAACUUUUCAGCAUUGCCUGCGCCAUAGCAUUCUCAUUACUUAGAAAGAUGUAAUAUUGUAGGUCUUCCCUCAUGCCCCUUUUCAUGACGAAGCUUGCAGCCAUUCGAGCGAGCGUGUGUGCUAGGUAGCUACCGACCGGAACAUUAAGCUAGCCAAGACCAACAACACAAACAAACUGACUAUACAGAUACAAGUAGUGGGUGGAGUUACAAACUGACUGUACUAAACACUCUUACGCUGAAUAGCCUGAAGCCACAGGGCUCUUCUCGCAGGCUCCAUUUUCCUACGUGGGAGCAUUGCAACAUCAACGACGGAUUUGGCUCUUGUACAAUGGAAAUAUUUCUUUUCCCCAAUUUGUGAGCGUGGUCGAGGGGAAUUCCUUAUUAUUACGUGACUAUUGACUCGAACUAUAGGACAGACAUGUUCUUUUUAUUUCUUUUUGGGCUGUUUUGCCAUUUAUGAAUCUGUUAUCAAUGUGUUUCUAUGGGCUAUAACAGUAAAAUACGAAUUCAUUAUUUUAUACCUACAGGGGUCCUAAAAAGCUAUUUAGCUAAAUGAUCCAUGGUAUGACUAUCUUAAAACAUGUUAGCUUAGUAGAUAACGCGAACCAAGGGCUUAGAUCAGACGUUCAAAUAAAAUGACUGAUAAGAGCAGGGACUGUAGAUUCUGAACUUGUAUCAUUUUAAUUGUCAGUUCAUAUUCAAUGGAUGCAAAGAGAUAUACUGAUCGUUUUACUGUAUUUCUUAAUGUAUUGUUAACAUUGACCACAAUGUUACUUUUGUUCUCCACCAUUAGGCAAAAUAAAGUACUCUGUGAAAUGGCUGUUGCUUUAGACAAAAACUACAAUAAAAAUGUCAGUCUAAUCUUGUCAUGUCAGACUAGUCUUGUUUUUAUCAAUACCCAAAUACAAUAAAAUCAAGUAUAACAUG
Oncorhynchus nerka (sockeye salmon) is the source of this 8186-nucleotide messenger RNA. Its product is annotated as regulator of G-protein signaling 3-like. Gene Ontology annotation, molecular function: protein binding. Gene Ontology annotation, cellular component: nucleus; plasma membrane. The record is from RefSeq and is a predicted model, not a curated record. NCBI's taxonomy places the organism in Eukaryota, Metazoa, Chordata, Actinopteri, Salmoniformes, Salmonidae.